CAUCUUCAUCCCAAUUUUCUGAUGAUUGAGAAAACUUCACUACUGCAUAAACCCUGACUGUAACUAACCUCGAUGACGUCACUUUCAAUUUCACUCUUCCGACACCACCACCAUCACGCGCCUCUCAUUUCCUAUGCCGUACACCGUCGCUUCUCCACUUUCCGAUCAGUUUCAGUAAUCGCCUCUAGAAACCGCGAAAACCUAUCAAAAAAAUCACAACAGCCGAGCAAACACCUUCUUAAAGCACGUGAUUCCGUUAAGCAUUUCUCAUCUCUAUCGCCGUCGCUAUCGCCGCCGAUCACCUCUGCCGAUAACCUCCACCUCUCGCCGGACCAAGCGAUCGGAAAAGUAGCUUCCGCUCAAGCGAAUUUCAUGCGCGUUGUCGUUGAACCGGAGAAAAUAUUGUCUGAAAAUGAAGGAAAUGGAGUUGAAUUGUUGUGUGUGGUUAGGAAUUUGUUGAAGAAGAUUAAGAGGAGAGUUUUGGUAGGUGAUAAGGUGUUAGUCGGUUCGAUUGAUUGGACCGAUAGAAGAGGAAUGAUUGAGAAUGUUUUCGAGAGGAAAACCGAGGUGCUUGAUCCGCCUGUAGCGAAUGUGGAUCAUUUACUGGUUCUGUUUUCGUUAGAUCAGCCGAAAUUGGAGGAGUUUUCGCUUACUAGGUUUUUGGUUGAAGCUGAGUCGACCAGAAUUCCGGUUACACUUGCUUUGAACAAGGCUGAACUUGUUGAUAAAGAGACGGUGAUUUCAUGGAAAUCCAAACUUCGCAGUUGGGGUUAUGAACCGGUUUUUUGCAGUGUUGAGACCAAAACUGGACUUGAUACUCUGCAGUUCAACCUGAGAGAUCAAACCUCUGUAAUUGUGGGUCCAAGUGGCGUUGGAAAGUCCAGUUUGAUCAAUGCUAUGAGAAGCAAUCAAUUUGGAUUUGGUGCUGCAGAAGUGGAUGAUUGGUCUAAUUCUAUUUUAGGAAGCAAGUGGCUUGAAGAUCAACGAGUUGGAGAAGUGUCAGCAAGAAGUGGCAGAGGAAAGCACACGACUCGACAUGUCUCAUUGCUUCCACUAUCUGGUGGAGGAUAUGUUGCAGAUACUCCUGGGUUCAACCAACCAAGUCUAUUGAAAGUAACAAAACAGUCCCUUGCCCUGUGCUUCCCAGAGGUUCGCAAGAUUCUUUCAGCAAGUGAACCAUUGAAAUGUGCAUUUAGUAAUUGUUUACAUCUUGGGGAACCAGGCUGCCUUGUAAAAACUGAUUGGGAAAGAUAUCCAUACUACUUUCAAUUGCUUGAUGAGAUAAAAAUUAGAGAGGAAUUCCAGUUGCGAACUCUUGGAACCAAACGCGAAAGUGAUGUAAGAUACAAAGCUGGAGAUAUGGGCAUCAUGCAAGCUGAACCACGGUUACAGCCAAAGAAACAUAGAAGAACUUCGCGUAAGAAGAUGAAUCAAUCUUUUUUAGAUGACGUUGAGGCAGAACUUGAAGGUGACGAAGAUGAAAGCUUUUUAGAGGAUGAUCCCAUUAUAAAAGCAAUGGAGAAUGACAAUCAGUAAAGCCACAAAUACUUUGUAAAUACUAGCAGGCAGGUCUUUCACAGUGAGUGCAGUUCUAUAUUCUUUUGGUGUAUGCAACUCGUGAGGAUGAAGUGGCUUUAGGUACGUGAGGAUUGUUAAUAGUUCUAGAAGGAAGCGAUCUUUUUGAAGGUAGAAAUGAUCAUCCAAAAUUUGUGACUUUUGUAUAUCACAGAAAACAUGACUGUUAACAAGUCAUGUAUCUAGAUUUAACUGCCCCAACUGGUAUGUUGAAGCUGUUUGAAAAUGACAUGUUGAAGCUGUUUUUAUGUUGGUUAA
Messenger RNA from Erigeron canadensis, 1833 nucleotides. RefSeq names its product small ribosomal subunit biogenesis GTPase RsgA 1, mitochondrial. The record is from RefSeq and is a predicted model, not a curated record. Gene Ontology annotation, molecular function: GTPase activity; GTP binding. The transcript has 5 exons. Lineage: Eukaryota; Viridiplantae; Streptophyta; Magnoliopsida; Asterales; Asteraceae. Bases 73 to 1536 code for a protein of 487 amino acids.